AGUCUCAGGUUGUUGAAUAGAGCACGCGUGCUUGUAUGCACUGAAGGAGCAAUCGAAGGGGAGGGUUGGAGCAGUGCAGCCAUAGGCGACUAGGAAAAUUCCGAGAGAGACGACAGCGAGUCGGUGGGAGCGGAAAGAGGACGGAUAGAUGAGGGUGUUCAAUGAAUAAAUGAGCGCGAUGCAGCAAGAAGCGAAGGAGACAGAGUCAGUGAUAGUGAUUCCGCGAGAGAGACCAUCGAGUGUGUCCUAGCGAAGGGGGGAGUGUUGAUUGUGCAAAGUUGCGGGGGCGGUUGCGCAUAGUGCCGGAAUCGAGGAUGAACGGGGCUUCGGCGUUUUUGCAUACACAGUCAAGAGGGAAGUUGGAGGAGGCGAAAAAGGGAGCGCUUUCGCCGGACGGGAAUUUUGGGAAUUGUGAUGGCUGAGUGCCGCCGCGCUCUCUGGAUGAUAUUCUCUUUGUGGUAAUAUGACUUCAGCACUGGAUACACUUUUGGAGGCGGCAAAAUUCAUAGAACAGCAGGAGGAAUUGUCAAGACAACGAUCCAUAUCAUCAGCUUCUGGUCAAGCGACAUACGCCACAUCAUUCCCACCUCUGUCCAGCACAGCUUCUGCAGUCACAGCGUCAUCGCACAUCUUGCAGAACAACACAAAUCAACCGACGAACAUUGUUCGCUAUGUCCACAAUCAACAGGCGGCGUCGCCACUGGGGAGUCCGGUUCUGAGCAGCAGCACCUCGACGGCGAGCAGUGGAAACAUCCUGCUGCAGCAGAACCAGCAAUUCCCCACUCUAAUUCGCCUCGAUGGCAACGGCACAGAAGAACCGCUCCUCAAUGGGCACACAAUCGCCACCCCACCGCUCGUGGUGUUCAGUCAUCCGCCGCAGCAGCAGCACCACGUCCACAGCGGCAGCAGCACUCAUUCCCCGUCGCCGCAGUCGUCGUUCGAGCUGUCGCGCAGCCGGAGCUCAUCGGGCUCUAGCAACCACCCGGCGGCCGGCAGCAAUGGCGCCGCCACGGCGCUGAUCCACCACGUCCUCGUGGGCGGCGAGGAUUCGUCGCAGUCGAGCCUGAAUCUGAAUGGCUCGAGUGGGUACUUGAGCGGCAGCAGCGGCACCUCAGUCACCGGCCUCAAUCUCAGUGCGAACGGUGUCAACGCGGCCGCAGUGUCCGCCGUGGCGCUCAACGGCACGACCACAAUGGAGCAGAUCCAGUUGCAGGUCCAGCAGACGCCGACAGGACGCCGACGGACAACGAGUACAAACAGCAAUGGUGGAAUCCAACGUAGCCCAUGCAUUCUCAGGGCGGGAACGCGCGAGGUGCACAACAAGCUGGAGAAGAAUCGGCGGGCGCAUUUGAAGGAGUGCUUUGAGCAGCUGAAGAAGCAACUGCCGCAGAUGCCGGAGGAGAAGAAGACGUCCAAUCUCUCCAUCCUGAGUGCGGCCAUCCGAUACAUCCAGCAGACACUGAAGAGGAAGGAGCGCGAGCUGGAGCACGAAAUGGAGAGAUUGGCCAAGGAGAAGAUUUCAUCGCAACAGAGAAUUAUUGUUCUGAAACGGGAAUUGUCGUCACAAUAUGAGAAUAUUGACUUCUCUGCCAUUCUGCCAGAGUCAGAAGUUCCAACAAACAGUAUUCGUGAACGAGAGUCAUCGACUGAACCACCUUUGCCGCCAGGAACGCCCGUUCCAGUUCGCUACGGGUCGACAUCCUCCCUGGCGAGCAUCACGAACGCUGUGUCUCCGAGUCCUGGGCCUAUUCAGGUGGCGAGCAGUCAGAUAGGGUCUCCAGUGACAGCGUCGCCGACGAGAAAAUCCACCGUUUCGCCACAUCCAGCGAUCUCUUCCACCGCCGUGGUGACAACGAAGCACCUCUUCUCCAGCACUUCGGCGCCUCUGGUCACGGACGCGAGCAGCGGUGGUGUGAUGAAGAUCGCCAUGCCGGGCACCGCGACGUUCUCCAGUCCGCAGUCAAUUGCCACAAUCGGCGCCAUCAACUUCACCACGGCCGACGGACUUACUCCUGGCAUGCUGACGGCCACGAGCGCCACAAUGCCGCUCAAUCUCAACUCCAGCCAUCAUUCCCAGGGGCUACAGAUUAUCAGCUCGGCGGCCGUGGCGGCGAGUGGGAAGGACUUGAUGGGGAAGAACGGCGUGCGGGCGCACGAUCUGCGCGACACGUCGCCACCGAGUCUCGUGAUCAAUGGAAAGGAGCAACCGAAGCUGGAUCUGCUCACGAGCGCCGCCGCCAGUGCCACAAAGCUGGACACAGAGCCGCCGACGAAGGUGAUCAAACUGAUCAACGGCAGUCUCGCGCUGGCGUCCAUGGACAAGGAGAGCAAAAUCAUUCCAUCCGGCCAGCUAACGCUGUCGCAAGUGAUGGGUGGCAGCAGCCUGGUGGUGAGCCCGAUUCCCUUCCUCACGCCGUCGCAGAGUCUCAGGGUGAUCGGAUCAUCGCCCAACGGUUUGGCCACCAUCGAGCUGAGCCCGGCCAGCGCGGCAACGCGGGCUCAGGCUCACCACACAGUUCCUCAAGCUGGCGGGGCGCAACUGCACAAGCUGCUGGCCACCGGACAAGCGCCCGGCGUCAGCACGGCUGCUGUCAGUGCCUCAGUGUCGUCCGUGACGCCAGAGUUGGCGCGCCUCCCCGGUGGCGCGGAGCUCAAUAUCCUGCCGGCGGGACCCAAUGGAGCCAUCUAUCGCGGCCAGAGCGGCAAGCUGAUCAUGAACAAUGGCAUCACACUCAAAGGAAGCGACACAACCAGUGCCAACAAUCGAGCUGUCCAUGUCGUCACGCCGAUCCAGUCUAACUCCACGCCGCUGUCGGGUCUAACGCCAAUUGUGGUGUCUCAGGGACAAGGCGCUGCCAAUCUCGCUCACAUCAUAGCCUCGACCUCGCAACUGGCAGGAAAGGUCGUGACAACGCCGCUAUCCGUGAACGGACAGAGUCUGCCUCUGGUUCCGGGCACUCAGUACCUGAGCACGACCGUCAUGAAGCCGAUGGUCGUCGCCAUGGCCAGCAGCAGCAGCAAUCCGGCCAGCGGCGCCGCCACAGUGUCCACAACCACGCCCAGUGUCAACGGCCUCCCACCGAGCUCCUCGACCGUCGUGCUGCACCACGCGGCGCCCACGUCCAUGGCCGCGAACGAGAACGGCGGCGCGUAAUGCGGAAAUCCUCACCAAUUGCAACUCCUUGUUAGUAAUCACAAAUCACACGCUGCAAAUGUAGAAUGACUUUUCUGUGGGAUUGCAGAGAGUAAUUUCUCACAUCAAUUAGGCGUAUUCUUUUGACACACAGACGCAAGCGAUAGAGCCAAUUUUUGGGCCGGCGAAGAGGUAAUUCCAUGGUGGAAAAGUGCAAAGAGAAUGUGAAUAUUUUCACAGCUGAUAGACACACAAAGGGGUGAGAGAGGAAAGUUGGGAAAUUAGACAAAAAGCGUAGUCUUUCUGAGAAGCAGCCACACAGAAAAGUACAUGUAAAUAGAUUUUAAAAUGUAUUUUGUACAUUUAGCGACAAAGUGGAAAGCAUACUAUGAAGCAUAAAGCAUAGAGAAUAUUAUGUCUAAUAGUCACAAUGAAGAAAAGAGAGAGAAAAACUAUGGAGAGAAAUUGUAGAAAAUAUUCCGUUUGUAUUUUCAACAUGAGAGAAUAAUUCUAUCACACAAGAAUAUUUCUGUAUGGUGCGUUUCUCAUUAUCCAAAAAAAAAUAUAAACCUGUAAAUAUCAUAUUUUUUAGAAGAUACAAUAUAUUUUUUGUACUUAUAUUUCUUAUAGAAAAAAAACUAUAAAAAUGUGCAGUAAAAAAUAUUUCUACACUUUCAUAACGUUUUAAAUCCCCAGAAUGGAAAAAAAAUAAAUUAUUUUUACUUUGCUAUUUUCAAUGUUCUCGAGCAACAGCAAAAUGUGGCUUCGUAGCAAAAAUCUUGGCGGUUUCCAAUUAAUUACACUUGACACUGAAAAAAUAGGGCACACAAUUUAUUUAUCCUGAUACUCAAUAGCUUAACAAGAAUGAGAAAAGUAAAAUUUAAUUAUCGUAUUAAAUUUAAUCUAGUCCAACAUGUUAUUAUUAACAGAUUUCUCUUUUCCUUUUGCCUUUCCACGGUUAAUUUUUUUCAGUAAAUCUACAAUUUAACACUAUAAUUUACACAAAAAAAAACUUCUGUAACUCUUUUUUUUUACAUAAAACACUAUUUAUAUUCUCAUUAGAUGUUUUCGCUUACAAGGAGAAAAAUGCAUUUUACCACCUAAAUUUUUUACAUAGAAUAUUUUUACAUUUACUUUUAAGUGUUUUAGUGCUUAGGCAGUUUUUCCCUUUUCGCGUGAAAGUGAGUAUGACGGAUUUGUAGCGAAUAGCCAAUAAAUAUUUUCGUUCUUGAAAUAUUGUUGUAUAAAAUAUAUUUAGCUCUUCUGGAGCGUGAGAAAAUUGAACACAGAUGGAAAAACAAUGAUUAGUCAAAAGAAAGCACGAUCAUCUCACUGAAUUUUUGAAGAAGAAAAAAAAGUACUGUUGCAAAGAGUAAAGAAUGCCAGAGUGGAAAGAUCUUUCUAUGAAUAUCCUAGGAAUACACAAAAAUUAGAUCUUAACAAUAUUGCAUGGACAGUGCGUGUGUGAAUGCGUGAAGGAAUGCAUGAGAAGAUGCAAAAAAAUGUGUAUAUAAUUUAUCAGAUGAAGGAACUUGAGAAAAUAUAAAAUGAUAGUACUACAAUUAUUGCAUAAGAAGUGUGAUAAGAAUAUAAUUAUUAAUAUGUAAUACAGCAGAUAUUAUAACAAGAAGAAAAUCAACAAAAAACAGAUUAAAUAAAAAAUAAAAAUUAUCAA
Messenger RNA from Phlebotomus argentipes, 4808 nucleotides. Its product is annotated as mucin-17-like. The record is from RefSeq and is a predicted model, not a curated record. The transcript is spliced from 8 exons. Lineage: Eukaryota; Metazoa; Arthropoda; Insecta; Diptera; Psychodidae. Gene Ontology annotation, molecular function: RNA polymerase II cis-regulatory region sequence-specific DNA binding; protein dimerization activity; DNA-binding transcription factor activity, RNA polymerase II-specific. Gene Ontology annotation, biological process: regulation of transcription by RNA polymerase II. The coding region runs from base 464 to 3154 and encodes 896 amino acids.